Messenger RNA from Chiloscyllium plagiosum (whitespotted bambooshark), 2682 nucleotides. Its product is annotated as wee1-like protein kinase 2-A. NCBI's taxonomy places the organism in Eukaryota, Metazoa, Chordata, Chondrichthyes, Orectolobiformes, Hemiscylliidae. Gene Ontology annotation, cellular component: nucleus; cytoplasm. The record is from RefSeq and is a predicted model, not a curated record. Gene Ontology annotation, molecular function: magnesium ion binding; non-membrane spanning protein tyrosine kinase activity; ATP binding. Gene Ontology annotation, biological process: protein phosphorylation; regulation of meiosis I; mitotic cell cycle.
UUUCUCUCCUGAGUGAUAAUCCAGGCUGGCUAUAAAACUGCUGACAUAGGGGCAGGGACUGAUCUUUAUUAAAGACAAAGUGGGACUAUCUGGUCUCUGCAGGCAGGACCGCAGAACAAUUUUUGUCUCUCUUCUUUUCCCCCCCUCCCUCACUGUGUGGCCCACAAGACCACCUCCUCACUCAGCAUCAGGUAACCCUGAGGAAGGGGCGAGUACCCGACAUGAGCCGCUUCGCUCUCCACGCUAUCGCUCAGAAGCUGCAGUUCUCCAGUGGAGAGGAAGAUGAUGAGGAGGAGGUGGUGGUCGAGGCCAAGCUCUCUGACUUCCUUCGCGUCCAGGAAGAAAAAGCCUCGGCCUCGGCCUCCAGGAGAACGUGUGUCUCCCCCUUCAGCCGCUUCCCGGUGGGGGCCGAGGUGGUUCCUCUGUCCGGGGAAAGGAGGCGAACUCGCGGCCCUAGGACCCGUCUGCCCGGGAGGAGUGAGUGUCCGGAGACACCCAUCGACUGUAUGAACUGGAGGAAGUUGCGGCUCUGUGAUACUCCUUACACCCCCAAGAGCCUUUUCUCCAAGGCUGGUCAGCUCUCAACUGCUGCCAAAGGUCCUGUCUCUAGAAUUCGCCGGCCACUGGAGUUUUCUGCUGGUCCUGAGUGCCUCCAGGUCCCGUCAGUGAAUGUAAACCCCUUCACCCCCACGUUGUACCAUGAGCUGGGUCUCGCUCACAGUGGAAAGAGCCAGAAAACUGGAAAGAGGAAGAAAAGGAUUGAAGAGCGAAGCAGGAAAGAUCUUACAACCAGAGAGAGAGACAUCACUGAGGAAUUGCUGCAAUCUAAGCGAUUUAACCUCUGUGAGAGCAACAUGGGCUCCCGUUACGCUCUGGAGUUUUACGAGUUAGAGAAGAUUGGCUGUGGCGAGUUUGGGGCGGUGUUCAAAUGUGUGAAGAGACUCGACGGCUGUCUCUAUGCCAUCAAGCGGCUGAAGAGACCCCUGUCUGGCUCCCUUGAUGAGCAGACUGCACUCCGCGAGGUGUAUGCUCACGCAGUGUUGGGACAUCAUCCUCAUGUGGUGCGGUACUAUUCAGCUUGGGCAGAGGAUGAUCACAUGCUGAUACAGAAUGAGUACUGUAAUGGUGGCAGUCUGGCAGAUGUGUUGACUGAGAACUUACAAGAAGGAAUCUUAUUGGCUGAGGGGGAGCUGAAGGAGAUUCUACUGCAGGUGUCAAUGGGACUGAAGUACAUUCACAGCUCCAGUUUGGUUCAUAUGGAUGUCAAACCAAGUAACAUCUUCAUCUGUCAGAGAGUGACCCCUGACGUGACAGGAUGUAUGGAAGAUGACAGUGAUGCUGAUGAGGAGGGAGCCCUGGUCACCAAUGUACUGUACAAAAUUGGUGACCUUGGCCAUGUGACAUCAAUCAGCAAUCCCCAGGUAGAGGAGGGAGACAGCCGCUUCCUGGCAAAUGAGGUUUUACAAGAGGAUUAUUCUAAUUUGCCGAAAGCUGAUAUUUUCGCUUUGGGUCUCACUAUGGCGUUGGCAGCAGGAGCAGAGGAACUUCCUUCGAAUGACAUGGCUUGGCAUUACAUCAGGAAGGGCAACCUUCCCACGAUUCCUCAGCAGCUGUCCCAUGACUUUUACAACCUAUUGAAACUCAUGAUUCACCCAGAUCCUGUGGACAGACCAUCCUCUGCUGGACUGACAAGACACCCCGUGCUCCGUCAGAAUUCCAGGAAGCUGGCCUCCCAGCUCCGAAAAGAGCUCAAUGUAGAGCGAUUCAGGACAGCCAUGUUGGAGAGGGAGUUGAUGAAAGCCAGACUCUCUCAAGGCUUCCCACAGACUGACCUGAAAUCUCUGCGUUCAGCCAAGAAAUCUCCUCAUCUUCCAGACAACAGGAGCCAAAGACUUGUGGGGGGUCAAAGUAGCCGCUCUGUGAGCUUCAACUGUGUCAGAUACUGAGGGCCAUGCAAGUAGAGAGGAGACCGGAGAUCACUCGUGGCUGUGCUCUGGUGUGCUGUCAAACAUGCUCAGUUAGUCAUUAGUAAGAAUGUUUCUAGUCAAUCAUCUUUGCCUGUGCUUUACACAAGGAUUUAACAGUAAACCAGAAUUGACUUUUGUUUAAACAAAGUCUACCUUUUGGACCUUCUCUACUGUACGCAAUUACAAUGUGGUCUGGUUUGAGUAUUUUAUUGAAAUCCACCUCUACAAUCUGUAUGGUGUGCUUUUAAUGUUUUAUUUCUGAAUUCCAGAACUGGCUACCUCCGUUUAAAUUAAACUACCAUACAGUUGCAGAUGUAUCUAUAACUAUUAAAGAAUGCUAUACUAUAGCAUAACUCUAACAUAUCUCAGCUCCAAGAACACUCCUUGAGGGAUCUUGAGCACCAGGAAUGUUUGAUUCUGGAUUAUGUAUAUAUUUGUGCUUGCAAGUGUCAUUGAACAGACUUGUCCCUUGAUUGGGUUUGAUUUUAAGGUUCUGUCAAGUCCUCACUGGUUGUGUGGCCCUUUUCAAAGCCCCUGAACAGGGGGUAAGCCUUUACCAAGAGCUGAUCUGUUAUAUAGAUCAGAAUGUAUCUUGUGUCAUUAAAGGGGAAUGUCUCAAACUGCUGUAAAAUGGAGAUGGAAUAGCCUUUUAACUAUAGAUUUUUUUUAAGAGUUCUGUGGAGAAUUCAACAGUAAUUAAAGUUUUUAAUUUUCA